Molecule: messenger RNA, 645 nt
Organism: Paramuricea clavata
Lineage: Eukaryota; Metazoa; Cnidaria; Anthozoa; Malacalcyonacea; Plexauridae
Source: the annotation of a GenBank genome assembly
AUGACGCUGUGUGGGCCUUCACAAUGUGGAAAAUCGUAUUUUAUUGAAAAGAUAAUAAAGAAUCACGAAACUCUAAUACAUCCAACAAUUGACAAACUGAUAUAUCUCUAUACGGUAGACAAAUACGACGGUAUCAAACAAUUCAUUCGUGACAAUGAACAGACUUUGACACUUAAGACGUUUGAAUUUAUUGACUGUAAUAAGGGCAUCCCGUCAAUGGAAACGAUUAAGGGAAAAUUGGGAAAAAAUACGCUAUUAGUUUUGGAUGAUUUGAUGGUUGUAGCAACAACAAAUUCUACAAAUCUUUUAAAUUUAAAUAAUAUUGCGUCACGUGACAGUCAUCAUUCAAAUACGUCUGUGAUUUUUGUAUGUCAAAAUUUAAAUUUUGGUUCAGGAAAAUUAUGUAAUUGUCGCGUGAAUAGUCAUUAUCACGUCAUGUGUAAAAGUUUAACGGAUUAUAGAGAUGUAGAAAUGAUUGCUGCAAACAAGAAAAUAAAUCAGAAUAAACUACACAGAGUUCUUGAAGAUAUUGGUAAAAAACAAUAUGGUUAUAUUGUCUUUGAAGGGUGUCCCAAGGGUUAUGCAAAUACGCGUGUAAGAACGGGAAUUUUUCCCCAAGAUGAAACGAUUGUAUAUGAUAUAUAA